AUGUUGACCGGACCAGCGUGGCAUGACAUAACAACCACAUGGCAUUGUAGGGCUAAUCUCUGGACAUCUGGCAAGAACGCAAUUAUUGGACCAUUAGGGCGACCACCACCCAUCAUUCCGGUGACUGUUGUUGGAGAAAGUCGGGUCGGGAAAACCUCAAUCAUUCGCCAUUUCAAGAACAGGAAAUUUUCAUCCAGCUAUAAUCCGACUUUUGGAGUGGCCAGAACCCAGAUAGAGGUACCAACACCGAACGACAUCUGUGAUCCCAAGGUGAUCUUCCGUUUCUUGGACACCAACGACGUGAUCCUGGAUCGAAAACUGGCCACAACCGUCACGGACAGACUGGACUCUCUCAUGGCCAGCUUCUCUCGUUUCAUCCUUAUUGUUUAUGACGUCACAGAUCACGGAAGCUUCGAGGCCGCCCGAGACUGGAUCCUCGUAGUGAAGAACAUGAUGGAGAUCAGCACUACAAUCAUCCUCGUCGGCAACAAGUGUGACCAGGCUAGCAAGCGCCAGGUGCAUCGAACUGCAGGCGAAGUCUUGGCUCUCAGGCAUGACAUGAUGUUUCUGGAGACCUCAGCCAAAGAGGGCAACAACUUGGAUCAUUUGCUGGCCUAUAUCACAGCUGUGUGA
Candidula unifasciata is the source of this 633-nucleotide messenger RNA. The record is from the annotation of a GenBank genome assembly. Lineage: Eukaryota; Metazoa; Mollusca; Gastropoda; Stylommatophora; Geomitridae.